Tripterygium wilfordii is the source of this 1514-nucleotide messenger RNA. Its product is annotated as putative GEM-like protein 3. NCBI's taxonomy places the organism in Eukaryota, Viridiplantae, Streptophyta, Magnoliopsida, Celastrales, Celastraceae. The coding region runs from base 200 to 1138 and encodes 312 amino acids. The transcript has 4 exons. The record is from RefSeq and is a predicted model, not a curated record.
CAAUAGUAAUGCGAGGCUAGGCCCAUGGACAAAUGCGUCCCGGUCCAUGAUCAUCCCUCCCCUUUUAUUCGCGGCAAUCAGCAUUCUUCCCGGUGAAAAAAGACAAAAGUACGUUCAAACCCGAAAGGAAAAGCACAAGCGAAGAAGGCCACACCACCCAAAACGUGUCGCGCGCUACAGCCUUCGAAACUUCUAGAAGAUGGAACCGCCCAAGGCAGAGAGCGAGCAGAAGGCGCCGGAGCCCGUGGUGACGCAGGACCCGAGCUCAGAUUCAGAUCCGAAGAGCGGGGAUCAGCAGCUGCAGAAGCAAGGAAAUAGUGCACCGGGUGGGGACGGAAAUUGGGCCACUUUCGUGAUGGGAUCGGAGAAUGCUCCGCAAGCAGAGACUGAAAAGAAGACUCGGGUUCAGAAUGAGGAAUUGGAAUCCGUGAGGAAAUCGGUGCACUGGAGCCCCGAAUUGGUGUCCGAAUCUGCUGCGCACGAUCAUAUAAAUACUCAUAGCCGGAUUGUCAUUGACGAGUCCAAUCCGUAUGUUUCUUCCUCACCCGCGCCCGACUCUUCAAUCUCCUUUAAAGAAACAAUGGUGUCCGUCCGGGAUACGCUGGGGAGAUGGGGAAAAAUGGUCGGAGAGGCGACUAAGAAAGCAGAAGAUCUUUCAAGAAACACGUGGCAACAUCUGAAAACAAGCCCUAGUUUCACUGAAGCUGCAUUGGGAAGAAUUGCUCAAGGAACAAAGGUUUUAGCAGAAGGUGGCUAUGAGAAGAUAUUUCGACAAACUUUUGAGACGGUCCCUGAGGAGGAACUCCAAAAUUCAUAUGCCUGUUACUUGUCCACUUCAGCUGGUCCAGUCAUGGGUAUUUUGUAUGUUUCUUCAGCAAAGCUAGCAUUUUGCAGCGACAACCCUCUUCCAUAUAAAUCUGAUGGGGAAAAUGAUUGGAGCUACUACAAGGUAGUUAUCCCAUUACAUCAACUUAAAGCAGUCAAUCCUUCAGCAAGCAGAGCAAAUCCUGCUGAGAAAUAUAUUCAAGUCAUUUCUGUUGAUAAUCAUGAGUUUUGGUAUAUGGGCUUUCUGAACUAUGAUGGUGCCGCGCAAUGUUUACUGGAAGCUCAGCAAACCCAAAACUUACAAUUCGUAUGAUAGUUGCCCUUUUCAAUUCAAGGUUUCAGUCUUUACUACUGCUUUGGGCAGCACAAGCCCUUAUUUGAGAGCCUUUUUUCAUAUGCAAAUCGAACUAGGUAAUCAUAGAAGUAGUAUUUUGGAUUUUUUUUUUUUUAAGGAAAGGUAGAAAAUACAUGGUUUAAAAAUACGUGUUAGAUUGUUUCUUAUAUGGAAUCAUGUAGCCGACCGCAAUAUUGUUUGAUAUAAAGGCUUAGAUGACUAUGGUCAUGACAUUUUUAGCCUUUUCAUCAUAUUGAUGCGGCAUAGCUCUAUUUGUUUGAUUGUCCAAAUGGAAAGGACAACACGGUUUCCAUUAGAAAUUAGUCCCGGCAUUAUUGACAUCUUUUACCUUGUA